ACCCCGUAUUGUUCUCAUGCGCUGGUUGUUCAGGGUUUUCAAUAUUGGCAUUGCAUCUCUAGGGGCGUUGAAUUCAAUUUCCCAUUGCCUAAAACAAAAUUUUGAAGAACAGAGAGAGAGAGAGAGAGAGAGUAACAUAUACCACUGUAAGAUGAUUUUUGGUUAUUCAAAGCAAAUUAAAUAAACAUGUACACUCAUAAGUUUGAGGAGUAGAAAACUCCUAGCAAUAGCACUGAUAUACAUAUGCUGCCCUUGUUUACUUAUUUUAUGGACAUAAGUGACACUGACUUGCUGACAUACGAUAUUAGGUAGCAUCUUUUCCUCAUUAUUCGCUGUCAUAUUUAUUUUUUUAAGAAUAUAGAAAUGUAGACUACAGUCCAAACCCCGUAUUGUCAGGGUAUUCAAUAUUGGCAUUGCAUCUCUGGUGUGGUUGAAUUCAAUUUCCCAUUUCCUAAAACACAAAUUUGAAGAGCAGAGAAAGAAACAUAUCCCAGUUGUAAGAUGAGUGAACUGCUCAACAAGAUGUGGAAGGCGCUUCUCAAGGAAGCCAAGAAGGAAAACCUGAACCCUGGAGAUCACAUCUACACAAGGACAGGAGCCAAUACAGAAGACCAUGGAAUAUAUUUGAACACUGGAUGUGUGAUUCACUUCACUCAAGGUCGACGAGGAGCAACGUCAGACGAUCUUCAUAGUAUAUGUCCAAAUUGCAGUGACCAAGCUGGGGUCACUUCCUGCAUAGAUUGUUUCCUUUCUGGUCGAGAUCAUCUGUAUCUCUUUGAAUAUGGUGUUAAUCCAGCUUGCAUCCUCACCAAGCUCGCAGGAGGUGCAACUCUUGCACCUGCUGAUCCAUCUCCACUUGUGAAGAACCGUGCGUCUAGUUUCCUAGUAAUUAAUAGCAAUGACUCCAGUAGCUACUACCGUUUCAUAAACAAUGGUAAAGACUUUGCAAUUUACUGCAAAACGGGCUUGCUAGUGAUAGAUAACAUAAAUUUCAGCAGAAGUUGGCAAGCUGCAGCUUUUUUCUUGGCUGUUACUGUCACUUUCUGUCUUUUUUUGCAGCAAACAACGGCUGCAACUUUUACUGGUGCGGCAGCUACAUGUUUUGGCUUAUACUGUAUUUAUAGAUUUGGUUCUGAUAUCGGAGCCCGUCCUAAUGUUAUUAAAGUGGAUCAAGUAGAGACAUUGCUUCAUGCUGCUGAGGAAUUGUCUUCUGCUGCGUCGGGUUUCAGACCUAUUCAAUCCUUAAUUGACCUGUUCAUAGUAUUGCUGAUGACUCUUUUCAAUAUUCCGUUACUAUUAACAGUACGAACGUGGUCGGGGCCGCGUCAACUGCUGUCUGAGACUCCUCGAGUGGUCUGGAUUCUAGCAUGUAUCGUACUUUGCUACCUAGCAAUAUUACAAAAAAGGCUACUUUCGAACAAGAUACAUAAAAAGCAGCUGAAGCCUGGAGAUCACAUCUACGCAUGGAGGGGCUUCUCCCGCAGAGCCCAUGCCCAUCAUGGCAUAUAUGUCGGUGACAUUCACGGACAGAAAGAAGUGAUCCACCUUGUUCGUGCAGGAGACCCUAUUUUACCCAGCUCCUCCGCCACCAGUAAUCAAGCAGAGAGAACUCAAGGAGACCCUAUUUUACCCAGGUCCUCAGUCACCAGUAAUCAAGCAGAGAGAACUCAUGUGAAUUAUUGCAGCCUAGAAGAUUUUCUUAAUGGUGAUGAACUCUAUCUCUAUAAAUAUGGCGUUAGUCUUGCUUUCUUUAUAGCCAAAACUCGAGGAGGGACCUGUACCCUUGGCUCUGCUGAUCGUCCUGACUCGGUCUUGUACCGUGCCGAGGGUGCUUGCCAAAGGCUUCAAGGCUACGAUACAUACAACCUUAUCAACAACAAUUGUGAAGACUUUGCAAUACAUUGCAAAACAGGGUUGUCUUUGAGAACAGGAAGUAUUAAAUGUGGCAGGAGUGGGCAAAUUGCAUUUUUCUUUGGUGUGGUUUGUGCUGGCAUCAUUUGGUUACUUACAUUCAAGAUUUACAAUCCUAUUCAUGUGGCUGCUACAUUUUAUUUCAUCAACUCUAUGUUUAGAUUUGUUGCUGAUACUACACGUAAUCCGAAAGCUUAUCAAGUUGGACUUAAGAUAGUGCCACCUUUGAGACGUCAUGGUCGAUGUUUUUGGCUAGAGCCUCAAUUCAAGUCUCUUGAAGGCAAGAAGUUACUAUUCUGAAAGAGAAUCAAAGCAACUAAAAUCGUGGAUUAAUUUAUGAUUUAUGUGGGAUUUAUAUGGGGUUAUUGGUUGAAAAAUUAUUAAUACUUGCUGUUUUGGAUGUUAAGCAUAUAAACUUAAAAUUUUUGUUGUGAUUUAGUAUGCAAGUAUU
This is a messenger RNA of Ziziphus jujuba (common jujube), 2362 nucleotides long. RefSeq lists its product as uncharacterized. Lineage: Eukaryota; Viridiplantae; Streptophyta; Magnoliopsida; Rosales; Rhamnaceae. The transcript has 4 exons. The coding region runs from base 502 to 2211 and encodes 569 amino acids. The record is from RefSeq and is a predicted model, not a curated record.